AGCGCCAUCUCAACAAUGAUCGACAAGCAUCAAUGAUUCAGCAGCCUCGUGCCAGUCUCUUCGCUCCCUCGUCUUCUGUUCACUCUACCCUGUGCCCUCGCCAUCCAUUUCGUGACGACGUAGUGCGUUCGCGCAGCUCUGUGUAACCGGAUGGGGUCACAGAGGUUGUCACUGGCCAUCAUUGAAAGAUCGCUUGAGCUCCACCGACAAGGUCGAGUCGUAGUAGCUCCCAUCGUCUUUGUUGCUGCGAAGACCGCCCGUCGAUGGUCGCGACAAGCGAGGGAGCGCCCUGCUCUCAUCCGUCCGCCUGCCGCUGCACUCGCUCGCAUCAUCGGUCCAGGGCGGAUCAUUGGUCAUGGUGGCCAUAGCGAGCCGCACCUCGGUGCCUGCUCGCUGCUCGACGAUAGGGGGUCAGCUUCUACCUUUCUCGUCAAUGUCAGGCACGAGAGUGCGGACCUCAUCUUCCCUGUGCGAGGCAGCGUGGGCUGGCAGCCCCCUCGUCGCGCCCUAUUGCUCUCGCGUCGCCGUGCUCAGCAUCUUUCCAAUCUAUCCAUCACUCCCCUCAUCGCCUCCGUCACCCUCACCACUCCUCCUACUCCGUCUCCCAUUUUCUCUCCCUCCUUAUCGCCAUACCCUUCAGCGGCACAGCCCGUACCCACCACUUCUCUCCCCUCGCGCCCUCCACCAGCGUCCUACUCCGUCGUCGCUCUUCGCCUCAUCACCUUCGCACAAGGCGCUUGGCCCACGCCACCCAUUUGUCGUGCCUGCGCAGACUGACACGCCCUCUCGGUGAGUGCUCAGCCUCAUGAUGGAAUGUCAGAUGCUCCUCAGCUCAUGCGCA
This is a messenger RNA of Jaminaea rosea, 841 nucleotides long. RefSeq lists its product as hypothetical. The transcript has a single exon. Lineage: Eukaryota; Fungi; Basidiomycota; Exobasidiomycetes; Microstromatales. The record is from RefSeq and is a predicted model, not a curated record. Bases 151 to 777 code for a protein of 208 amino acids.